AUGCUAAAGACCGGUCAUGGUGACUCUCGUUUCGAUGAAUUUCGACAAAAUUUUUCAAAGCUACUUGCCUUUUUUAUUUUACAAAUGAUCUGGAUAUGGACUAUCAGUUUACCACUUACAUUCUUAAAUUCUCCAAAAAUUAAUCAUGCUGUUGGUGUAUUGGAUCAAUUUGGGAGUGCCACUGAUGUUUUGGGUGUUAUUUUGUUUGUUGUCGGACUUUUGAUUGAGUCUGUUGCUGAUGUUCAAAAGCUUAUAUUUCGUAUCAGACGAACUUCUCCAAAGGAAUUUAUGAGAACUGGUCUUUGGGCAUGGAGUAGACAUCCAAAUUAUUUUGGAGAAAUUACGUCUAAUCACAGAGACAAAACCGCUAUGAUUUCUAUACUUUCUCCAAUAAUCACUAUCCUAAUCUUAAUGUUUUUAAGUGGAAUGCCUCUAAACGAACGACCAGCUCACAUAAAACAAUACAAAGCUGGGAAUUGGUCCGAAUAUUCUCGACAUUUAUCACGAACAAGUUGUUUAAUUCCUUUUCCACCAUCAUUAUAUGAACAUUUGCCACAAUCUAUAAAAAGCACUCUGUUUUUGGAAUUUCCAAUAUACAGAUUUGAUCCUGAUUCAAAUUCAGAUAGAAACCAUUUUGAAG
Molecule: messenger RNA, 640 nt
Organism: Racocetra persica
Lineage: Eukaryota; Fungi; Glomeromycota; Glomeromycetes; Diversisporales; Gigasporaceae
Source: the annotation of a GenBank genome assembly